CCUCUGCCGCAGCAGCACAGCCGGUUACCAGAGGAGGGGGUAUCACGGUCGGAAGGGAAUGGACCGCACAGGCUAGGCUAAUGUUCAAGGCCGAAAUAUCUCGGUUUUUAGAUAAAUGAUAAUAUCACCGAGAAAAACAAAGCUUACGACACGAACGAGGCGAGUAUUUUUAUUAGGCCAGACCCCCUCCUCGCUAUGCUUUAGCCUUCAGCCUAUUCACAGACAUUUUCUUUCUGGAAAGACCACAUAAAAACUGGGGUAAAUAAAAUUUUCAUACGCAUAUUUUAUUCAUUUAAAGGCGAAUUUUCGUGUUUUUAAUCGGCGUACGGAUACUACGCCUCUUCCUGCCGGUUUUCCAGCGAGCAGUUUAUUCCCCGGUUCGCCCUUCAGAAGCGUCGCCUCGUCCCCGCUUUCCCCGUCAGCUGCUGCGCAUCAGCACAACAUGCAGGAUGAGCCUGUGGGGGUGACAACCACGCAGUUACCCCAGUCGACCGAGGAAGAGGACCGCAGCUGCACGGGCAGCAAAUCUGCAACGCAACCGAACCAAACUGACAACCUGCUGAGCUCGUUCACGUCGGAUUACAGCCAUCUAAACCAGAAGACAGCUUUCCCUGAUUUCGAUCGAGAACAUUUUUGCCCGACGCAGUCCAUCUGUGACCUUCAGCACAGCCGAAAAAGACAUCAGCAGUUAAGUCAGCACACUGAGUUUAUCCCAGAAGAGUCGCCCCCACCCCAGGGACAUUUCAGUCACCUGCCGCAGAGGCAGCCCUUCUCCAUACCCGACACUAGCACCGCUGUCCCCCGCGGCUCUCCUGUGGAAGAGGCUGAAGCCGAUGCCGCGUCGCCAUCGCCCUCUUCCGUAAAUCUAAACAAGAUCCAAAUGGACUCUCCCAUCGCUCACCAUUUAAAUAACGGCAAUGGCAGCAGCAGCACCGGCAGCAUGUUGUCCGGAGGUCUCGGCGCCGCUUUCCCGAACCUCCCCACCCAGGAGAUACAGAACGCCAGCGGGGGGUCGUCUUCGCCUUCUAUCCCCGGGUUCGGCACCCCCUGGUCAGUCCAGACCAGCUCCUCGCCCCCACCCGCACCCAACUCCAUCAAUCCCAUCCACGCGAACGCCAUUAACCAGAUGCCCAACACGGAUUCUGAGAACAGCUUCUACCCAGGUAUUCCUUCCUCCAUCAACCCGGCCUUCUUCCAGAGUUUUUCGCCAGUGUCAACUAAUCCUUGCGCCGGGAUUAACGUGCAGGGCUUCAGCGGUCCCUUCUCGCCUCAGAUAAACGUCCCUCAGCAGCCGCAGAGUCGCAGGUCUCCGGUCAGUCCCCAGAUGCAUCCCCAGCAGGGCGCCUUCCUGCAGCAGAGGAACAAUUACAACCAACACCAGCCCAUGGUGAAGCCAUCUCCAUGGGGCAGUCACCAGGGGAACGGCUGGGGCUCCGGUGGGAUGUUUUGGGGCCGAGACCACCGCAGAGGGAACGGCAUGGGUGUACCUGGUUCUGUCAGCCACAUCUCGCCACUAAAGAAACCAUUCUCGAGCAAUGUCAUCGCUCCACCCAAGUUCCCACGCGCUGGAGGAUCGCUGGGGCCUAAGUCCUGGAUAGAAGAGAACAUGUUCCGCACAGACAGCAACAGCAACACCUUGCUGCCUCUCCAGGAACGCUCCAGAAUGUACGACAGUCUGAACAUGCACUCCCUGGAGAGCUCUCUGAUUGACAUCAUGCGAGCUGAGCAGGAUCCUAUGAAAGGCCGUGUGGGAUGCCCUAACCCCGGGGCUGACGGCCUUCUCAUGCUCAAUGCCAGGAGCUAUGGGAGACGCCGAGGUCGCUCGUCUCUCUUCCCUAUUGAUGACAAUCUCCUUGACGAUGGCCAUGGCAACCAGGGUGUCCCAGGAGUCCUCGGUUCCCCUAACUGUUACCCCCACCAAAACGGGGAGCGCAUCGAGCGCUUCUCUCGUAAGGUGUUUGUGGGAGGGUUGCCUCCAGACAUAGACGAAGAUGAAAUAACCUCAAGCUUUCGUCGCUUUGGUCAUCUUGUGGUGGACUGGCCACACAAAGCAGAGAGCAAAUCCUACUUUCCACCAAAAGGAUAUGCAUUCCUGCUGUUCCAGGAGGAGACCUCAGUGCAGGCUCUGAUUGAGGCCUGCAUGGAGGAAGACGGGAAGCUCUACCUGUGUGUUUCCAGCCCCACCAUCAAAGACAAACCUGUGCAAAUCAGACCUUGGAACUUGAGUGACAGUGAUUUUGUGAUGGACGGAUCUCAGCCCCUUGAUCCUCGCAAGACUAUCUUUGUGGGAGGUGUCCCUCGUCCCCUGAGAGCAAUUGAGCUGGCCAUGAUUAUGGAUCGCCUCUAUGGUGGAGUGUGCUACGCUGGCAUUGAUACAGAUCCAGAACUCAAGUACCCUAAAGGGGCGGGACGAGUGGCCUUCUCCAAUCAGCAGAGUUACAUCGCCGCUAUCAGCGCGCGAUUUGUCCAGCUGCAGCAUGGCGACAUUGAUAAACGGGUUGAGGUGAAGCCUUACGUCCUGGAUGAUCAGCUGUGUGACGAGUGCCAGGGUGCACGCUGUGGAGGGAAAUUUGCCCCGUUUUUCUGUGCUAACGUCACCUGUCUUCAGUACUACUGCGAGUUCUGUUGGGCCAACAUCCACUCCCGUGCAGGACGAGAGUUCCACAAGCCGCUGGUCAAAGAGGGCGCCGACCGCCCACGCCAGAUUCACUUCCGCUGGAACUAGAGAUGUGACGACACGGUCAGAGGAAAGGGAAACGAUACCCUGGCUAACAGGAAAACAGAGCUUUGCCUCUCCUGCUUACCUAAGCUAUCAGUAUAAUCAAGUGCAUAACACUAUAUAGUAUAUACACAAUAUAUAUAGCUAUAUAUAUCUUUUGUAGCAGCCAAACACCACAAGCCUCAGUUUUUCACCAAAACCCCCCUCACAUCUCAGGCUCUGACAACUCUACAACUCUUUUGUGGUACUUUCAUCUUUUCUAAGAGAAGAUUUAAACAGAGAUUGAUUUUUGUAGCUUUUUUUAUUAUAAUUAUGAUUAUUAUUAUUAUUAUUUUUGUAUGUGAGAUUUAAAGUAGAUCCAGGAAUGUUUUUGCAUGGGGGCAGCUUGUCUGUCUGUCUGUUUGUCUGCUGCUAGCAACCACGGUGCGUUCAGUGCACACUUUUCCGGGAAAACCUUGAUUCUCUAAUGUCAACACCUGCCGCAGGUCAUUAACCAAAGGUAGCAAAAAUGAUAGGAAACGUAAAAAUUGACAUAUUGUCUGCCGCGAAACAAACCUCGUUUUUGUUUUUUUGUUUUUAUUGUUGCUAUGGGCUCGCUCUUCUUUUUAGAAAGUUUGGUAAAGAAAAAGAAAAUCGGGUUAUUUUUUUGCGCUCAUGCUGACCUGUAGAGUGAUACCUCAAAAUACAAAAAUCUGGUUCCGCAAACUGUAUUCAACAUUUAUACUUAACAAGCUACUUUAGGAGCUUUGCUGCUAUAUAUGAAUAGAUGUGUAGGUAUAUUUAAUGCCAUUUAUACACCCAAAUCAUGUAAAAUGAAAUGCAGUAUGCACUUGACCACUUAUGGCCCCCAUUGCCAUAGAAAGAGUUAGAGUGCAUGUUACCACAAUAGGCUUAGCUACAACAAAAAGCAUGCAGGAUAGAUGUGGGAAAAACAAACAAAAAAAAAGCAAACCACUGAAAUAUAUUUAGGCAAGCCUAAAAUUUUAUAGUAAGUAGCAUGAUCAGAAGCCUAAGAGGGAAAAAAAUCUGAUGAAUCUAAAUACUUAAAAUGACGUCAUAUGUAAACUUGCAUGCAUUGAUGUUUCUCCGUUGUUUGAUCUGUUUACAUAUUAUCAAUACAAAAAAGUGAUAUUGGUUCAACCGUAGACUUAGUGGAUGCCAUCAUUUGGUGACAUGGUGGCUUGUAUGGUGAAAAAAAGACAAAAAAAAGCUGUUGAAAAGCAGAGUGGUGUUCAGUGGUUUGUGUUUGUGUCGUCCAUGUGCUGUGUGACUGUUGUUAGUGUAGACUUAGGCUCUAGUUUAAUUACCAACAGAUUACAAAGAGGAGAGUCUAACAACAUGCCUUCACCCUGCCUCCCUUGUAUCUUUGUAUUGUUCCAAAGGUUAAUCUGAUAACGCAGACUGCUUAUUUUAUAACGUUAUGUGGCUGCAGAUCCAUUCAUCUAUGGAAGCCCAGUUACCCAGCGAUGAAGCAUCUUUGCAUCUCCUCACCACACUCUUACAAUGAGGAAGAUGACGGUUGGCCUCUUGGUGAGCCAAAGACAAAGCUCUCAUUGUUUAUACUGUUUGUUUGAUUCUAGAAAGACUCUUCACAAACUGUUUAGGGACAAUCUUUCUGUGAGGACGGCAGCCCGGCCGUCCGUUCGGUACUGUACAAGUUUGUCGCUCUCGUGUUGUUUCUAGUUUUUAGUGUUCCACUCCCCUGUGUGUGCUCCUCAGUAUCAGUGUUAAGGCGUCAAAAGUGUGUGCUGUUAUAAAACCUUAACGGGAUGGAAACUAAAAGCUUAUUUUCUUAUAGCCGGUUUUUAUUUAAAACUGUUUGUGUCGACUACUUACCCAUCACUGGCCCUUCCGUAUGUUUUUGAUGAUAUAUAUUAUGCACUACUUUUCUAAAACCCUUGCCCCAUUUCUUUUCCCUCCGCCUUUCUUCUUCUUCACACCUGGAGUGGUUUUAGUGCAGAUGUGUGCGCCACCUAUUUAUAAAUGUAUAGAUGAUUUAUUAAAUUUUUAUUUUUUCAGGAUUACGUAUUUAAGAUGUAGCGUGAAUCAGUGGUCUUAAGUUAUCUUUGUUUUGUGUGAGUAGAGCAAGAAUCUGAUAUUUUCUAAUAUAUUCUGAUGUAAUUUGGCUGUUGCAAGGACCGCAUCGCAGGCUCUAACUCAGUAAAGCUCCCGCUGCGUUCCUCACCCCCCCUCACCCUUCUUCUCCCCCUUCGUGGCUUUAAUUCUCAUGGCGUCUGAUGAUGUUUGAAUAUCGUCACCUGUAACACUUGACUCGUGCUGUUUUUUGUGAGGUUCUAUUUUCUAUGUUAAACACUGUUACUUUCUUCUGUAUGUGUCCUUGUUUUUGUAAAAAUCAUAUUUAUUUCACUAUUUUUGUAGACAAAAAAAGACUAUUUGAUUUUGAUUGUAUUUUUCUAUUUAAAUAGGACAAAUAUUCCGAUUUAUUUCCCCCUAAUUAUGUCCAAAAAGUUCUGUUCAGAGACAAAGAAUCGUGUCGCAAGUGGCAUCAUUGAAGUUUUUGAUACACAGUUGAUUCUUCUUUUGGUACACAUGACAAGUUUCAUUUGAAGGAAGGAAACAUGAAGGUUUUAUUUCAUUCUGGGAAGACACUUGAGAUUCUCCCCCGUCGCAUCGAGGCCCCGGCUGCCUUUCCUCGUAGAUGCUCUGAAACUUGAAUAUAACACAUUUUGAAAGGCUGACUAACCUCGAAUCUGUGUUGUGAUGUGCAAUACUGUUUCUAAUGUUUGUAUAAAAAGUAAGAAUUACAGUGUAAACCUUUUUAAUGCAGAUUUAUUUUUUUCAUUGCAUAUUUUGCAGAUUUCUGAUCCACAGUGUCAUUUUUUACUGUCAGAAAAAAGAAACCCCGUUUUUUCAUUGCAAGUAUUUUUAAAUCCAGAUAUCUUUGUACUGAUGUAAAUGAUUGUAGUUAUUUUGGAUAGUGUUUUUGCUAACUAAAGGAGAGACUUUUUCAUGCAUAUUUCUAUUUCCUUUCAUCUUGUUUUAUCCCACAUUUUUAUUUCGUUUAAUAGCAGCAAAAUUCUUGGAAUAAUUUUUCAUAUUUAAAAGUCAUCUGUAUCAUUUUGUAUUUUUAUGUGAAAACACACAAUAUAUAAUUUAAAAUGCUAAUUGCUAAGAUAUUAUUUUGAGUUGGAUUAUUUCUAAAGCUAAAUAUUUGUAAUUUUAUUGUUAAAGUGACUAAUUUCUAAAUCAGAGUUUGUGUAUAGAUUCACAAAAGUGGUUUAUGAGGUGUUUGGAUUGUAAUUAUUACUGAAUGGUUCUUUGAUAUGCAAAAUGAAUAUCAUGUUUAUUUUUAUUUUUGUUGGUUUUGUAUUUAAAUGGGGUGUUGAUUACGAUCUUUUCUUUCUUUCACUUCCUGAAUAAAGACCCAUUCUGUUUGGA
This is a messenger RNA of Melanotaenia boesemani (Boeseman's rainbowfish), 6118 nucleotides long. It is a transcript of the gene cpeb2, whose product is annotated as cytoplasmic polyadenylation element binding protein 2. Gene Ontology annotation, molecular function: mRNA 3'-UTR binding; ribosome binding; translation factor activity, RNA binding. Bases 443 to 2725 code for a protein of 760 amino acids. The transcript has 11 exons. Lineage: Eukaryota; Metazoa; Chordata; Actinopteri; Atheriniformes; Melanotaeniidae. The record is from RefSeq and is a predicted model, not a curated record. Gene Ontology annotation, cellular component: synapse; cytoplasm; nucleus. Gene Ontology annotation, biological process: negative regulation of cytoplasmic translation.